Pocillopora verrucosa is the source of this 1647-nucleotide messenger RNA. The record is from RefSeq and is a predicted model, not a curated record. NCBI's taxonomy places the organism in Eukaryota, Metazoa, Cnidaria, Anthozoa, Scleractinia, Pocilloporidae.
AUGUUUACUUGUUUUGCAGCCACCUCUGGUAAUACACCAUUUGAACAGGCUCCUGUCACUGAAAACCACGUAUGGUCAAUAUGUAAUGAAGUAGGCAGAGACUGGAGACGCCUGGGUGCAGCCUUAGGGCUUGAAUCAGCGUUUUUGGAUAAUAUUGAUACUGAUUUCAAAGAAAGCCCUGAAAAGGCAUGGAAAGUGCUUCAAAAGUGGAGGCAAAAAAAAGGAAAAGGAGCAACAAUGGGAAUCCUUAUAAAUGCUCUUGAAAAGAUAGAAAGGAAAGACGUCGUCGAUAAACUGCAUGCCGGAAAAGUAGAGGAAAGGCUAAAACGCGUCGGGGUACAAAGUGGGAGGAUACGCAAGGACUUCGAACAGUUGAUGGCGGAACUAAAGAACUUGCAAAAGACCAUUAAGGAAGAACUCCAAGAACUGAAGAAAAUCCUUCACGCCGUAUUACCAACAGCAAAGGGUGAAGAGGAACGAGAGAAUACUGAAACAAGAGUCGAAAGCGUAGAGGCAGUAUUCAAUCGAGUGGAAAAGUAUCUUUCAGACCUGUUAACUGAAAAAAGCUUCAAAAAAGGUCCGGAGCAGGACACCACUUGUGUGGGGAAAACUUGCGACCAGAUCAGCGAGGCUCUUCGUGAUUUACAGGAAAAUCUCAAAAUGAUCUAUGAAAACUGGAAGACGGAAAUGGCUAAACAAAGCCAGAAAGACACCGAACAAACACAGGGAUGGGAAAAUACUCAGAAUAAAAUAAUCAAGGAAAAGGAGACUAAAAUCAGAAACUUGGAAGAAAGACACAAAACGCUUCUGGAAGAAUACGAAAAGUUACAGGAAAGAAUUGAAAAGACAUUUUUGAAGGAAAAAGAGGAAGUUUUGGAAGAAAAUAAAAAAGUCGUGGAAGAAAACGAAAAAAUUAAGGAACAGAUUGAAAAGCUAAAAGCAAAGAAAGAGGAACUAGAAUUGAGGUUAAAUCAAAAUCAAAUCGAUCCGGAAGAGCUAAGUCGGUUAAAGGCUGAAAAGUGUGAGCUGUCGACUCAACUAAUCAAGCUCACCAAAACAGCGAGCAACAGUUUGAAAGAGUGCCAGAAGCUAAAAGAGGAGCGUAAGAAUCUCAACUUCCGAAGUCGCGUCUUCCUACCAACUGAAAAGGAAUUUACCAAAAACUGCCAUGGUGUUAUAUGGUUCUUGAAGAGAGAUUCUUCUGCCUCAUCAAAACUGCUUGCUUCAAGAUCUUCCGAAGGACCAGGAAAAGCAAGUGACAUAUUUGACCAUCAGAAAGGAACUAUCAGUGGAACAGAAGAGAAGGAAGGCUCAUGGUGGUCUAUUGAUCUGGGCCCCAGUUUCCGUCUCGCAAUUACACAUUACUCUUUAAGACAAGGCCAAAGAGAUGGAGCGUCAGCACUUACACGUUGGCAACUUGAGGGAUCUAAUGAUGAAAUAAACUGGAAAGAACUUGAAACUAUUCACAACAAAAAUGAUGUACAGUUUACUGCUCCUCCUCCAUUUUAUACAGGUACGUGGUCGGUUGGAGGAGAAGUGGGAGCUUUCCGUUAUUUUCGAAUUUUCCAAACAGGUAGAAACUCCUCCCACAAAUAUGGAAUAUAUUUAUCUGGAAUUGAGCUGUUCGGAAUGCUCCUGUAUAUCUAA